AAAACAAACAAUACAAUAAAGGAAAGAAAGAAAGGACCACCUCUAAAUUCUAUGAAAUUUUCCCCUCUCUCUCUCUCUCUCCUUUUCCGGCCAAAUCAAAGAGUGGGGAAACGUCGCCUAAUCUAAAUGCUGAUCUCUUUCUGAUUGAAUUUUGAGUUCUGGUGUCCCAUCCAAUUGGUGGGUUUCAAAUUUUUCGGAUCUCUGAACAAUUUUCCAGGUGAUCCUUCAGGUCUCUUUCAGCAUGGAUGUUCCCACAACCAAUGUCGAACUUGUUCCAGAAAAAGAGACAAUUAAAGAGGGAAAAGAAGGAUGCCCUGCAUUCCAUUGUGACCUUUGUGACACAGAAAUAGUAUACAAAAUAACCCGAGUAUUCCUCCCUGGACUAGCAGCAGCUUGUGUGGACAACACAACAGGUGGUCUUUUCAGGUCCCCUGCUUCAGUGGCUGUUGAUAUGAGAAAGGAAAUGAUUGACUACCUCACCCAGCGAAGCGAAAGUUUUGUUGCUGAAACCAUUAUUUUGGAAGGUGGUACAAAUACAGAGGUAUCUGACCAUCCUUAUGAUAUCAUUUCUGAUUUUGUUGAUGACUUUGCAAGUUCAAAGAGAAAUUUCUUUAGUCGGGUUUCAGGAUGGCUACUAAGUGAAAAGAGAGAAGACAAUAUAGAUGAUUUCAUACAGGAGAUGGAAGAAAAUAGGUUUUGGCUGACAGACAGGAGAGAAGUAAUUGCGCAGACUUUGCUUAAGAAUGUCGACUUGAAGAAUACAUUUCACUGUGACAAGAAAUUCCACACAACAGAAGAGCUAGCUGAGCAUGUUGUCAACUGUGGCUUUAGGUCCCUUAACUGCAAAAAUGAGGGGUGCACUGUUGUCGUUUGUGCAAGCAAACUGGAGACUCAUGAUUCAGCAUGUCCUUUCAAAAUAAUCCCAUGUGAGCAGAAGUGCUCAGACAGCAUCAUGAGACGUGAAAUGGACCGGCAUUGCAUAACUAUCUGUCCAAUGAAACUUGUGAAUUGUCCUUUCUAUUCCGUGGGUUGUCAAUCCACCAUAGCCCGGUGUCGGAUUCAGCAACACUGUUCAGAGGAUUUCCAUCUGCACUUGGUAUUUGCUCUUCAAAAUAUUCACAAGGGAGCUACUGAGGAGGAUCUAAAAGAACGGGUGGAUCAAAUAGUGAAGUCAGCUCCUGGUCAGCUUGAAGCAUCUAGAGAUGUAAGAUCUCUAACCAUUAAAGUCAGGGAUAUUGAUGCAAAGCUUGGGCCAUUAGAAUGCACUCCCAGAAAGGAUAGUGAGGACUCAAUUGAGACUGCAAAUGAUAUUAUGGACAAAUCCACAGAGGCUAUAAACAAGGCACUAGAAGAAUCAUCCAACAAGGUCGGUACAGAGUCCAUUGAGGCUGCAAUUGAAGAAUCAUCUGAGCCUGGAAAUAGUGUUACUGAAAAAUCGACCAAUACCACAAACAAGGUCGGUGGAGAGUCUCCUAAGUCUGCUAUGGGAGGAUCACCUGAGGCUGGAGAUAGUGUUACUGAAAAAUGGAACAAGGCCACAAACUAGGUUGGUGAAGAGGGGACUUCACGUGUAACAGCUCAUGCUUCAGAGGAAGCUAGAAGCCUCGUUCCAACACAAAUCACUUGUGUUUUCUCAGCGGGAAGCUCAAUCAUGCUACUUGUCAGGUGCUCAAACACUUGUUCCUCCACAAGAUUUUUGGUCGUUAGAACUUGGGUUUUGUUCUUUCCCUUCUACACCUUUUCUUUCAUUAAAUUAUACUUUACCAAGAGUUUCUUCUGAAAUCAUAUAAUUUAAAUGGCAAUACGACGCUAUGGCAUGUAUUUGCUGCAUCAAGUAAAGCGAGGUAUCUUAUACACCACAGUAUCAGAACUUGAUGAUCCCAAUCGUCAAAUGAGUAAACACAACUACUGAAAUUCAUGGCAAUUUAAUGCUCUAUAUACAGAUGCAUACGGAUGUCUUACAGAUAAUUGUUGUUGCUCAAUAUGUAGUGGAAUUAGUUAUCUCUUACCUUUAA
Messenger RNA from Manihot esculenta (cassava), 2015 nucleotides. RefSeq lists its product as uncharacterized. The record is from RefSeq and is a predicted model, not a curated record. The transcript is spliced from 3 exons. NCBI's taxonomy places the organism in Eukaryota, Viridiplantae, Streptophyta, Magnoliopsida, Malpighiales, Euphorbiaceae. The coding region runs from base 242 to 1546 and encodes 434 amino acids. Gene Ontology annotation, molecular function: zinc ion binding.